This is a messenger RNA of Suillus paluster, 953 nucleotides long. RefSeq lists its product as uncharacterized. The transcript is spliced from 3 exons. NCBI's taxonomy places the organism in Eukaryota, Fungi, Basidiomycota, Agaricomycetes, Boletales, Suillaceae. The record is from RefSeq and is a predicted model, not a curated record. Bases 89 to 745 code for a protein of 218 amino acids.
CGUAGUACUUCAAACUGGACAACGCCGUGGUCAGGUUACCCUUUGACCGGUACCCACCUCGAGCCCCCCUUGGUCGAAAGCCUCAGCAAUGCGUGCACCAACCCCACAAUUAUCUCUUAUAUCCUCUGUACCUUCGAGCAGGAAACCUUCGUUCAAGAAAAGAAAGCUCAGCCAUUCCCAGUCAUCCACACGCCACGACACAGGCUCAUGUCCCUCGAGGGCAGAACAAUAUUCUACGACACCAAAUGCACAUAAAGCUUCGACCUCAUCAUGCUCCUCAUGCCACCGUUUGUUAUCUGCAUCGAUGAGGUAUGGUGCAGGCGCAGGUGCAGGUGUGACUUGCGCAAGAUGUGGAUCAACUGUAUGUGCUGUCUGUGCCCGUACAUGCUCCUCGAUGAUACGACCAUCAUCGUUCCCGCCAACGCCGGCAUUAACACGCAGUCCUUCUCUGACUGCGUCACCAUCACCGUCACCUUCAGGAUCUCCCAGACGAGUCGCAUUGAGCCUAAGCAUCUCUACAAUGAACUGCGAUAUACACCUCACCCCCUCUUCUAAGAGGAAAAAGCCCUCAGAAAAGGAUGACGUCGAUGUAGACCAUCCUUCGAAAUCUCGGGGCUCGCUUCUAGGGCUAGACGAUGGAGCAGUCCUUGUUCCUGGAUGUGGACGACCUAUUUGCAGAACGUGCUGCGUGGAAAGUGUUCAGAAUGAUGGGACUCUUUGUGUGGAUUGUUACGCCGUUGUUUGAAACGUGCUCUAGGAAUCAGGAUAGGGAACAAUUUAAACAUGAGGAGCCUGUCACGCUCAACCGACAUAAUCUGCAUCUUCAAUACUAACGCUCUAUUUGCUUUCCUUGUUACUUACAUUAUUGGAAGCCACAGUGCCUAGAUUCCUCAUAUUGUAUACUAUGCACUCAUUGUUCUAUGUUCGUCAGAAUUCAUGCACUGCAUGCUAUA